AUGGCAUAUCACACAAAUGAAGAGGACAAAGAGGCGGCUCGUCCGCUAUCGGCCGUCUUCCGCGUUGAAGGCAACGGGGUGAAUAAGGUGCCAACACUAUCGAGCAGUACAAAGAAGGACAUCAUGAUUGAAACCUUGAGUGCAGAAAAUGCUUCCGCUCAUGAAUUGUUGCACUGCGUUCAUAUGUUACGUUCGGAUGCAUCUUCUGGAAUAUCAUCAGCCGAGGCAACGUUGCGGAGGCAGUAUCACGGGUAUAAUGAGUUCGAAGUGACAGAGCAGGAGCCGUUAUGGAAGAAAUACUCCGAGCAGUUCCAAAAUCCCCUUAUCCUUUUACUGCUUGCCAGUGCGAUCGUUUCGCUUCUGAUGCGGCAGUUCGAUGAUGCUAUCAGUAUCACUGUAGCUGUAGUGAUUGUAGUGACAGUAGGAUUUGUCCAGGAGUAUCGGUCGGAGAGGACGUUAGAGCAGCUGAAUAAACUGGUGCCACCUGCGUGCCACGUAGUACGUGAUGGAAAGGAAUAUUCAUUAUUAGCUCGUGAAUUAGUGCCUGGGGACGUGGGUUUGGUUAUCUCUACAGCAGCAAAUUCGCAAUUUGGAGAGGUAUUCCGGAUGAUGCAAGGAGAAGAGUCCCCGAAAACGCCGUUGCAAAACAGUAUGGAUCAACUUGGAAAACAGUUAUCAUUCUACUCGUUCGGUGUCAUCGCCCUGAUUUUCGUCAUAGGAUUAAUACAAGGACGUAAUGUGCUUGAUAUGUUCACCAUAGGAGUG
This is a messenger RNA of Ostertagia ostertagi, 765 nucleotides long. Lineage: Eukaryota; Metazoa; Nematoda; Chromadorea; Rhabditida; Trichostrongylidae. The record is from the annotation of a GenBank genome assembly.